This is a messenger RNA of Rasamsonia emersonii CBS 393.64, 741 nucleotides long. RefSeq lists its product as uncharacterized. The coding region runs from base 1 to 741 and encodes 246 amino acids. The transcript has 2 exons. The record is from RefSeq and is a predicted model, not a curated record. Lineage: Eukaryota; Fungi; Ascomycota; Eurotiomycetes; Eurotiales; Trichocomaceae.
AUGGACACUGAUGAUGCACGUCCUCCUUUAAUACCGUGCACUUCCCGUUUCUUGACCAGUCUGAUAACCCAGUUGGCGUCUUUCGAGAACCCAACAACAAAGGAUGGACCUGCCCAUCAUACGGGAGCUCUGCUUUCUCGGAAUCAAGAGCACGAGAGGGCGAAGAAUACACUGUCAAGACUUCCUGCAUCUGAUUUAUCAAGAGUGAAGUCUCUCAUGCUCACUCUUCACUGCCUCUUUCCCAAUGAGCUGUUACUCGCUCUCGAUAUCUUGGACCGGCGACUCGUGAAACGGUUCAUUGUCAGAGAGGAAUUGGAGCUUGCUAGUGCUGCUGGUACAGUAGAAGAAGAAGAAGAGCGAGAAGCUUCACCGCGUGGAAACGCACAACAGAUUAAUUCGGCAUUCUCGCCUGGACAAGCCGACGAAGAAGAAAUCUACUUUGUUCGCUCUAUGUUCCAACCGUCGACGCGAGGAGGGCCUCCAAAGACCUAUGAAGUCCGUCUUCGUUCGUGGAAUUGCACUUGCCCUGCAUUUGCGCUCUCCGCAUUUCGAGAUCUCGAGACCCAUGUCGCAGAAGCGGCCUCACCAUCAGCGAGGGAGGAAGACACUGCGUCCUAUCUACUACCAAACGAUGAAACGUGUUGGUUCGGAGGCACAUUGACUCGUGACCCUUCGAGAUCUUCCCCGCCGGUCGAUAUACAGGGAAAAGCAUUCAUCCUCUUUCCGUUGGACACUUUUUAA